Molecule: messenger RNA, 904 nt
Organism: Trichechus manatus latirostris (Florida manatee)
Lineage: Eukaryota; Metazoa; Chordata; Mammalia; Sirenia; Trichechidae
Gene: ASPDH
Product: aspartate dehydrogenase domain containing
Exons: 7
Coding region: 1-855 (284 amino acids)
Biological process (GO): NAD+ biosynthetic process
Molecular function (GO): NADP binding; L-aspartate dehydrogenase [NAD(P)+] activity
Source: RefSeq, a predicted model, not a curated record
AUGGCCCUCGACAGGGUCCCCCAGAGGGUCGGGGUGGUGGGCUACGGUCGCCUCGGACAGUCCCUUGUCUCCCACCUGCUGGCUCAGGGGCCAGAAAUGGGCCUAGAACUUGUGUUUGUCUGGAAUCGGGACCCAGGACGAAUGGCAGGGACUGUGCCCCCCGUUCUGCAGCUCCAGGACCUCAAUGCCCUCAGUGAGAGGCACCCCGAUCUGGUGGUGGAAGUGGCCCACCCCAAAAUAAUCCAUGAUUCUGGGGCACGCAUCCUGCGCCACGCCAAUCUGCUGGUGGGGUCCCCCUCAGCCCUGGCUGACCAGGCCACCGAGCAACGGCUCCGGGAGGCCUCCCAUCACUGGGGCCACGCCGUGUUCGUCGCCCGGGGGGCCCUGUGGGGCUCUGAGGACAUCACCAGACUGGAUGCGGCAGGGGGCCUUCAGAGCCUCCGCGUCACCAUGGCCACACACCCCGAUGGCUUCAGGCUCGAGGGGCCCCUGGCCACAGCCCCCAGGACCGGGCCCCGCACGGUGCUCUAUGAGGGCCCCGUCCGAGGCCUGUGCCCCUGGGCCCCCCGGAACUCCAACACCAUGGCAGCCGCUGCCCUGGCCGCCCCCAGCCUGGGCUUCGACCGCGUCAUCGGGGUGCUGGUGGCAGACCUCAGCCUCCCAAACAUGCAUGUGGUGGAUGUGGAACUGAGCGGACCCCCGGGCCCCACAGGCCGCAGCUUCGCUGUGCACACCCGCAGAGAGAACCCUGCCGAGCCGGGUGCUGUCACUGGCUCUGCCACCCUCACUGCCUUCUGGCGAAGCCUCCUGGGCUGCUGCCAGCUCCCCUCCAAGCCGGGGAUCCAUCUCUGCUGAGAAGCCUCUUCCCUCCCAUGAGAACAUCCUCAUGUCAUUUACCUCCCCA